Molecule: messenger RNA, 3738 nt
Organism: Anas platyrhynchos (mallard)
Lineage: Eukaryota; Metazoa; Chordata; Aves; Anseriformes; Anatidae
Source: RefSeq, a predicted model, not a curated record
UGCUCUGCUGUAAAUUCAAAAAACCACCACUGAAAAAAUACAUGACCUAUCUACAACUACCAGACAGCAUAGACUCAUACACAGGUAAAUUAAAACUGUGCAAUAGAAUGGAGUAAAGGCAUGCUGAAGUGACUCAGUAGUAUAUGAUAACUACAAGUCACAGCAAGAUCCACGUUCCUGUUUACAGUUCAGAGGGAUACAUAGAUCCAGCCCUCAAGAACUUACAUUCCAAACAGGAAAAAGCCAUGAAAACUGACAACAGUAGUAAGACUAUGACAGUGUGAUUUUGUUAAGUGUCAUGAAGCUGAUAUAUAAAACAACCACAAUUAAACCUGAUGACUCUUGAUCGAGAAUUUUUCCCAUUCAUUAAGGCAAAAUAAUUAUUCUGUCAGUUACACUAUGCAUCAACAAAACAUUUUGAGCUUUUUCAGAUACGUUAAAUCCUGUAUGCUUUCAUAAACUUUUCUUUUUCCCUUUUGCUUAUUCAUUGCGUGAUUCCUAUUUUCAACCUGUGUGACUUUUAUGAGAUUGUGUUACUGAAAAAGGGAGAAUGAGAGGUUGCUCUGGGAAGAAAGGUUCCCAGAGGCCGCACUAGAAUAAGUAUAUCUAAAAGAAUGAAAAAAGAUUUUAAUUUCAUGCCUGGAAAUUCAUUAUUUUGUCUUUCAGAUCGACGUUAUGUAGCAUGGCUCAUGCUUGUGACACUGGCCUAUAACUGGAAUUGCUGGUUUAUCCCCCUUCGCUUUGUCUUUCCAUAUCAAACCCCAAGUAAUACAAUAUAUUGGGUUGCCAUAGACAUCAUCUGUGAUAUCUGCUACCUGUGUGACCUGCUGGUUUUCCAGCCCCGAGUGCAAUUUUUAAAAGGUGGAGAUAUAAUAUCGGACAAAGUGGAAAUGAAGAAAUUCUACCACAGCUCUAUGAAGUUUCGGCUUGAUGUGAUAUCAGUAUUGCCAUUUGAAGUUUUAUAUAUCUUCUUUGGAUUUAACCCAGCAUUUAGAGCAAAUAGAAUGCUAAAGCAUAACACAUUCUUUGAGUUUAAUGAUCGUUUGGAAGCUAUUCUGGACAAAGCAUACAUCUACAGGGUCAUUCGAACAACUGGAUACUUGCUGUUUAUCUUGCACAUUAAUGCAUGCUUGUAUUAUUGGGCUUCAGACUAUGAAGGACUUGGCAGCACUAGAUGGGUGUACGAUGGCCAAGGAAACAUGUACCUGAGGUGUUACUACUGGGCAGUUCGUACAUUAAUCACCAUCGGUGGCCUUCCAGAACCACAAACCCUGUUUGAGAUAGUUUUUCAACUGCUGAAUUUUUUCUUGGGUGUCUUUGUCUUCUCCAGCUUAAUUGGUCAGAUGAGAGAUGUAAUCGGAGCAGCUACAGCAGGACAGAACUACUACCGAUCCUGUAUGGACAACACUGUCUCCUAUAUGAACACUUACUCCAUUCCAAAAGUGGUUCAAAAUCGUGUUCGAACCUGGUAUGAAUACACAUGGGACUCUCAGGGAAUGCUGGAUGAAUCAGAAUUACUGGAGCAGAUGCCAACCAAAAUGCAAUUAGCCAUUGCAAUUGAUGUGAACUUUGCAAUUGUCAAUAAAGUUGACUUAUUCAAAGGCUGUGAUACUCAGAUGAUAUAUGACAUGCUGCUAAGGUUGAAAUCCAUUGUGUAUUUACCUGGUGACUUUGUCUGCAAAAAGGGAGAGAUUGGCAGAGAGAUGUACAUCAUCAAGCAAGGUGAAGUUCAAGUCCUUGGAGGUCCUGAUGGUACAAAAGUCCUGGUUACACUAAGAGCAGGAGCUGUAUUUGGGGAGAUCAGCCUAUUAGCUGCAGGCGGAGGAAAUCGAAGGACUGCCAACGUGGUGGCUCAUGGUUUUGCCAACCUUUUCAUUCUAGACAAGAAAACACUCAACGAAAUCCUGGUACACUAUCCUGACUCAGAAAAACUUCUGAUGAAGAAAGCAAAGUAUGUCCUAAUAACAGUUUCUAAAUCACAUUGUUUAGCUGCAGAACAGACAGUUGUGGCUUCUAGAAACAUUUGCAUUUCUUGGAAGAACAACAAAUAUACGCAUGUUUGUACUUAGGGGUCAGAUUUGUCUGGUAAUACUUAACAGAAGUCAUAGUCUUGGCAGGUAAUCCGAGAGUUAUGGGAACAUGGUAAAUAGAAUAAAGUCCUGAACACAGUUGAAUUCUCCCUUGUACUUAAGGUAACAAAAUAGGAGAUAACAGAUGAACAUCAGGACUCCUUAGGUAGCCAAGGCAAACAGAGUGCAAGACAGAUGCCAGUUAAGCCGUAUGUUUUCAAGGGUACAACUGAAGAUCUGCAAUUGAUUCUAAAGAGAUAUGCUUCAAUGCACCCACAGAGUCAUAUGCCUUUCCAAAGUCUCAAAGAGCAGUUAGAAAUGGAUUUAAUGUAAGGCCUGAAAAGAUGAAAGAUAAUCGCACAGAUUUGAAAGGUGUGCAUUUUGUGCAAAGGGAUUCUGAAAUGGGAUUCUGAACAGAAACUGCUUCUCAUCUUGCUUUGGCUGUAGCUUGCUAGGAUCACAGUUUAUCCUAGCUUUGACAGGGCAAAAUGUGGUCAUAUUUUGUCAUAAGAUUAUAGAAGUGAGUACCUUGCAUCAGGUUGAAGUGCAUAAAUCAGUUUGUCUUUACCAGUAGACUUCAGCACUUGUAUUGUUCUUAGCUGUUGCUUUGCAUUGGUAUCAAAGUUUGGAAGAACGAUCCCAGACUUGAAAUUCCACCAGAGAAUGCUAGCAUAGGCAUGACAUUUUGCUCAUGAAAGUGCUAGCAAAUGAUUGCAUUCAGCUUGUUUCAGCAACUCUGGUUAUCAAAUGACAGCACCUUGCAAAUCAUUACAUCCCUGAGAAACACAGGACCUAAUGCAGAAUGGGCCAUCUGAAAAGCAUAAGUGUCAAAUCUGCAGGAAAUUUCCCCAAAUGGUCUGUUGAACUCUUGUCCAUGGCACUCCCAGCUCAUAAGAUAAGGUAGAACAAGAAUAAAAGGAAACCUGAAUCUGAACAUUUAUAUUGGACAGUAUAAAAAGUUUACUAGCCAAAAACAUUGAAGAGUUCAAAUUCUAUCUAAGUCAAGCAGGAUGUGCCAGCCAGCCAGUCACUGGGGACAGCCUAUGACGGUAAUGAAUGUUGAAAAAAGCAAAAGUCUCUCGACAGCUCUGGAAUCUAGAUUUACUGAAGACCAGCAGCAUACAUACUUGGCUUCCAUACUCGGUGACAGACCCCUGAAUAGUCUGAUGUGAUGCCCAUGGCACCAAACAAUGCAGACACACAUCUUGCUCACCUGUUUUCACAUCUGGAAUCUUCAGAGAGGCUGGUUGUCAAAACCAGCACCAGAAGGUAGAAAGGCAGAACAAAUCCACUGACUGAUGGUCACCAGCAAUCACCUUUCUGACUUCCAUCGUCUUUCUAAACAAUGGUACAAUCAUCAAAACUUAUUUCUGAUUCUCUGUCCUACACUACCUCCUCCUGCUUUCUUGCCCACCCUAACCUAACCUGUGAGAGAUGUGCCAUGCUGAAAGGCUGGUUUACUAUUACUUACACAAGCAUCAGCUAAAUUCCAAAUAGAGAAAUAACUGUUCUCGAUUUGCAUCUAGAAGGUCAGGUAGGAGACUUCCACCUCAGGUGCAAGCCAUCCACCCCCCUCAACUAUUUCUCACCUUACUAAGCUCUCAUCUGCUUUGUGAUACCUUAAUUUGAGCCUGCACUAGUUUAGACUACAGCAAAUAGAAAAAAACCU